AUGUCUGUUGCUGAUAAGGUUUGCGAGCCAGCCUACUUGUCCCAUGCUCCAGUUUCUGGACUUCCCAAUAGUGUUCUAACCUCAGACUCUGCCACAGUGCAAAGGGCCUUUUGGUGUGUUAUAUUUGUGCUGGGCGUCAUCUUGGUGUUGAUUGGUGGGUUUGUCACAAUCUGUGCAACCCCAGGGACCAGACAUCGCCUUUAUGAGACUGAAGGUGCUCUCUUUAUAACUGGGGGCAUCUUACUCAUGUGUGUAGUGCUGUUGUUUGCUGUGUGGGUGCAGGUCUCAGACUCUUUAGAGCGGUACGGCCUCCAGCGCAGACGCUUAGUGUGCCCCAGUCUGCAGCUCAGUGUGCACUAUGGUCCGUCUUUUAUGCUGGCUCCCACUGCUGCCUUCCUCUGCCUGCUCACUGGCCUACUUCUCCUGCUCAUUCCAUCAGUCAGCAGAGAAUCAGCCAGGGACACAGAAAAUCAGCCAUUCUCACUGCGAGAGGAAUGUGUGUAGAGUUAUGUAUACAUGACAAUGAUUCUUUCCUAAUGUUCAAAGUAAUGUUUUCUGUCAUCAUUUGCUCCCCCUUAUUCUGCAUGUAUAGUUUUCUGCUC
Sinocyclocheilus rhinocerous is the source of this 602-nucleotide messenger RNA. RefSeq names its product transmembrane protein 182-like. The transcript has 4 exons. Gene Ontology annotation, cellular component: membrane. The coding region runs from base 1 to 504 and encodes 167 amino acids. NCBI's taxonomy places the organism in Eukaryota, Metazoa, Chordata, Actinopteri, Cypriniformes, Cyprinidae. The record is from RefSeq and is a predicted model, not a curated record.